AUGGGAAUUUUGUCUGACCCGGAUAGGAGAAGCUCGCUGGUUGAGCUGGCUACUAAGUAUGGCAACUUGGUCGCAGUUCUUCUCUACAUUCUAAACUUUGUCGCCUUCCUCGCCCUUUUUCAUCCGAUGUUGCGCGAGAGAACUUACUUUUCGGAAAAUGCGCUGCUAGCUAAUCAAGUUGAACUGACGUUCAAUAGCGAACAUACGGCUGCUAAACUGGAAAGGGAAAUGCGCGAACUUGCCUCGGCUAAACGACAAAUGCCUCACGAUUGGAUUGUUGAUAAAUUAGUUGAAACGGAUAUUGAAGCUUAUGUGCAAAAUUUCACUGUUUUCCACCCAUUUAUGAAGCAGCCGAAAACAGGUCGAAAUGUUUAUGGGAUCAUGCGAGCUCCUAGACACAGUAGCACAGAAAGUAUAGUAUUCGCUAUUCCUUAUGACAUAAAUACUGUCUACAAAAGUAUUCCUCUAAUGUUGGCGUUAGCUCAGCAUUUUAGAAACCAAAUUUAUUGGGGCAAAGAUUUGAUUUUCGUGUUUUCGGAUUCGAAGCUAAAUGGACUGCAAGCCUGGCUGCAGGCGUAUCACGGGCACCCGGAGUCGGGUGCCAUUAAGGGCUCAAGGCUUGAAACUAGAGGAGGUAGUAUUCAAGCGGCUCUGAGUAUUGAAAUCAGCCAAUCAUCUUGCGACGGGCUUAACUUUAUACUCGAAGGAAUGAAUGGACAACUACCCAAUCUCGACUUGUUCAACGUUAUGGAUAAGUUGACAAGGUCAAAUGAUGGUAGCGUGUAUCUUCACGGAAGAAGAGAUCCUCCCACUAGGGAUUUGUUCCAGAACUGUCUAGGAAUGGUUAAAACGUCGCUCUUAGGCAUGUGGCAACAAGCUUCUGGGCGCCCAGUUUCAGGACACUCCCUCUUUUUGCCAUAUCACAUAGAUGCUCUGUCAAUCAAGUGCCAGAGUGAUUUUGUUCUCGCGGCUUCUGGACGUAAUAGAAUCCCAAACAUGGGCUAUGCCAACAUCGCGAGGACUAUCGAAGGAACCGUGAGGUCAAUUAACAAUCUGCUGGAAAGGUUUCACCAGUCGUUUUUUUAUUACAUAAUGCCAAGUACUAAUAAUUACAUAUCAAUUGGGCUUUACAUUCCAGCAUUGGUGAUUUGUCUGCUUUCUAGUGCAAUAGUAGCAAUUUCUCUGUGGCACAAAUCGCUAGAAGUUUUGCAUGUGUUUGAGCAGCCGGAUAUUCCAAGUUUGAGAAUUAUUCCGGACGUGACUUCGGUUUUCAGAAUUCUGAUUUCUGCGUUUCUGUUACCAAGCGCUGUUUACUUCGCGGUUCCUUAUUUCAAUGAGUUCCAACUGCAGUACCUCUUAGAUGAAAGUAUCGACAACGCAGAUAUUUUGAUGCUGACUUUUCUGAUGGCAUUUUUAGCCAUAGUUACUAUACCAUUAUACAUGCCUUCACUUUAUUGCCAAGAAAAAUUAACAAUGAGUCAACGUCAAGUGUACAAAUCAAUUGCAAUGUUUUUGAGCAUCAUCGGAAUAGGGUGUAAUUGCGUGGCCAACUUUUCGUUGACUUAUUUCAUAGCAAUUAUAGCGGUGCCUUUGAUGAAUUUGACAGCUCCAUCUAAAUGCAAAUUUAUGCGAAGCAUUCAAAAAUUAAUAUGCUUAAUCAUAUCGCCUCUUACCAUUGUUUUAGUGAUGCCUGUUGUUUCAUUUAGCUACAGUUUUCCUGGUGAAGAGAUAAACUUGGACGUAUGGUACUCGCAAGUGAAAGGACUCAUUUCUAAGGUGGUACAUGAAAGUUAUGUCCAUAACUCGGCCAUGCUGUGGCAAAUGUGGGCUUUGUUUAUACCGCUAUGGCUUCUACACUGGUUUAUGCUGUGGUUGCCUAUAGUUGAAAGUGACCAAACGGAGUCUUGUCUCUUAAAUAAACCUGAGUCUGAAAUUGAAAAUAACCUGAAAUCUGAAACUGAGAAUGAAAUUCAUCAGAAACCUGAAACCGAGGAAGUUGAAGUGCAAGAAAUUGAGAAUGAAGACAAAAUAGACAAAGAAAAAUGA
Symsagittifera roscoffensis is the source of this 2046-nucleotide messenger RNA. Its product is annotated as glycosylphosphatidylinositol anchor attachment 1 protein-like. The transcript has a single exon. Lineage: Eukaryota; Metazoa; Xenacoelomorpha; Acoela; Convolutidae. Bases 1 to 2046 code for a protein of 681 amino acids. The record is from RefSeq and is a predicted model, not a curated record. Gene Ontology annotation, biological process: attachment of GPI anchor to protein. Gene Ontology annotation, cellular component: GPI-anchor transamidase complex; membrane.